AUGCGACGACCGUCGUUGCCGCUUGUGACGCCGAGCAGCGCGUACGGCCCGCUCGUGGACGAGCCGCCCGCCAAGCGGCCGCCCAAGAAGCGCUACAUGCACAACUGGGAAAACAUCUUUGGCCACCACUCGGCGCGCUUCUCCAUCAGCAGCGUCGUUGCGCUUGUGCAAAAGGAAGGCAAGACCGUUCUCUUCCUUGUGCUGCUCGGCGCCUCGGUCUCGGUGCUCGACUAUGGCAUCAACGAGGCCAUCGUCGGCCUCAAGUGGCUCCAGACGCGGUUUGUCGCGGCCAUCGUGCACGCUGCGCCCGCAACGCCGGCCAACGCCUGGGGCAUCCCGCUGGCAGCGACGCUCGUGUGGAGCGCUGCCUUUGCUAGCGUCUCAGUCGGCUGGACGCGCUUUGUCGAUCCGAUGGCCGCGGGCUCAGGCAUCCCCGAGAUGAAGACCAUUUUAUCGGCCGACUCGUGCCAGGAUCCCGGUCGGUACCUGCGCAGUCGCACGCUCUUCUCCAAGUCGCUCGGCCUCGCGACGGCGCAAGCUAGCGGUCUCUCGGUCGGGAAGGAAGGGCCGUUUGUGCACACAGCGUGCAUUCUGUCGCACCAGUUUAUGAAGCACCUUGGAGUCUUUGAACGCCUCUACCGCAACAAGUCGCUGCACCGCCACAUGUACAACGCCGCAUGCGCUGUCGGCGUCGCCUCAACCUUUGGCGCCCCGAUCGGCGGCGUCCUCUUCUCCAUCGAAGUCACGAGCUCCUUCUUCCUGCUCACUAACUACUGGCGAGCAUUUGUGGCUGCCGUCAGCGGCGCCAUCACCAAGCAAGUGCUCGACUACAUCACGCGUGGCCAACCCGCCGGAAUGCACUCGUUCCAAGCGCUCUACCCCACAACGUACCUCGACACGUCGUUUCAGCAGCGCGAGCUCGUCGCCUUUGCGUCUCUCGGGCUCUGCAUGGGCCUCGCUGGGGCCGCGUACGUCCACGGCGCUGCGUACGUGCGGCUGCGCUUUGCGCCGCUCAACAAGGCGUGGCCGCUGCUGUGGGGAUCACUGGUUGCCAUGUUGGUUUCGAUCAUCGUGUACUGCCCUGGUCGCUUUCUGGGUCUUGGCAUCUCGGACGCCCUCGGUGCUCUCACAAGCCCCGAGAAGCUGCCGUCCGUGUGGUAUUACGGGGACUACGCGCUCGGUCCGCUUGCAAUGUACUUUGUUGCCCGUAUUCUCAUCACGAUGCUCUCGGUGGCGCUGCCAGUACCGUCGGGCGACUUUAUCCCGCUCUUCUCGGCCGGCGCGGCGUUUGGACGGCUCUAUGGCGAGGUCCUCGUCGACUGGUUUCCGAGUAUCCCGGUGGUGCCCGGUGGGUACGCGCUCGUCGGCGGCGCAUCGCUCGUUGCCGCGUCGACGCAAACCAUCUCGGUGGCUGUGAUUGCGCUCGAGCUCACGGGGCAGUUUAUCUACUUUACACCCCUCUUCCUCGCUGUCCUCGUCUCGUGCGGCUUGAGCAAAGGGCUGAGCGUCUCGAUUUACGACAGUGCCAUCAUUUCCAAGGGACUGCCGUACCUUCCAAUGCUGCGCUGCAACGAACUCCGCACCGAGCGCAUCGUCGCGCGGGAUGUCAUGAUGAACGACGUCCCGUGUCUGCUCAACAGCACGUCGAUCGCUGCAAUCGCCGAGUUUUUGGCCACCCACCCACGCUCAAGUGUCCCCAUCGUCCACGACGGGCGCCUCUUUGCGGGCUGCGUGAGCCGCGACGAGCUCGAGGCGUUGGUGGCGUCGUCGCCUGACCUGUCGACAACCACCCACCCAGUGGAGCUUGCUUCGGCGCUUGAAGUCAGCGGCAAUGUGCUCAAGAUCGACGAAGACACGCCGCUCGAGACGAUCCACCUAGUGUUUGAGAUGCUCAAGUGCAGCAAGCUCUUUGUGACCAAAUUUGGCGUUCUCCAAGGCGUCGUGACCCGCGCGUCGAUGCACCAGCGGCUCGCGUACCUCGGCGACGGCGACCUCAGCGCGACGACGAUUCUCCCUCGUGACGACAUUGUGUGUUAAUCGCCUAUGCUCGUAAACAAUCUUAGUGCUCGCUUAUUCCAGCCGAGCUGGCUUGGUAUUAUAGGCGUAAAUUGCGUG
Molecule: messenger RNA, 2115 nt
Organism: Saprolegnia diclina VS20
Lineage: Eukaryota; Oomycota; Saprolegniomycetes; Saprolegniales; Saprolegniaceae
Exons: 7
Coding region: 1-2037 (678 amino acids)
Biological process (GO): chloride transport; transmembrane transport
Cellular component (GO): membrane
Molecular function (GO): voltage-gated chloride channel activity
Source: RefSeq, a predicted model, not a curated record